CUAUCCUCGAUGCAAUAUAUACAGCCCUGACAUGGGUGUGCUCCGUGCGCAAUGAGGUCACUCAGACAAGAGUUUCACAAACGGUAUUGACACUAAACGACAUCGGCCAUUUAGGCCCAACUUGUUUAUGUAUGUUUCAACGGUUAAAUUGUGAAAGGAAAGAGUAUUUGGCGCAGGAAUCCGUUCGAUUAAUUAGUAUUUAAUCCAGAUGACAGAGUAUAAACUGGUGGUUGUUGGAGCUGGUGGUGUAGGUAAAAGUGCCUUAACCAUUCAGCUUAUCCAAAAUCAUUUUGUAGAAGAAUAUGACCCAACCAUAGAGGAUUCGUACAGAAAACAGGUUGUGAUAGAUGGUGAAACAUGCUUAUUAGAUAUAUUAGAUACAGCUGGUCAAGAAGAAUAUAGUGCUAUGAGAGAUCAGUAUAUGAGAACUGGUGAAGGCUUUUUAUGUGUAUUUGCUGUUAAUGUUGCCAAAUCUUUUGAAGAUAUCAACACAUAUAGGGAACAAAUUAAAAGAGUUAAAGAUGCUGAUGAGGUGCCCAUGGUUUUGGUAGGUAAUAAAGUAGAUCUACAAGCUCGACAUGUUGAUAGUAAACAAGCUAAACAAGUAGCAGAUAGUUAUGGUAUACCUUAUGUUGAAACCUCAGCUAAAACACGACAAGGGGUUGACGAUGCAUUUUAUACACUUGUUAGAGAAAUCAGGAAAUAUAAAGAAAAGAAGGGAAAAGAUAAGAAAAAAAGAAAGAGACUAUGCAAACUUUUUUGAUUAUUUUUUUCUUUUAUUAAAUGUAAUUCUAUUAUUGUGCUGUUUUUCAAUAUUUGUUUAAUAUUACUUGAAACUUUAUAUAUUUUUAAUAAAAAUUUCCAAUUUAUUUAUUCUUUUCUGUCAUAGUUAAAGGAAGAGAUCCGAGUUUGUGUUUUGCUUGAUAGGUCACCCUAAAUAAAUCUUAACAAUUCAUAUUACAGAUGCUGAUUGUCAUUUGCAUUUUUGGAAAAGUUCAAAUUUUUACAGCUUUACCUUUAAUUAAGAAAACAAAAUCAAAUUAUCUAUGGUAGCUAAUCUUCCGGCUUGGAUUCAGCCCGUUUAAGGUAUUGCGAAAAUUGUGGGUGGCAGUAAGUUUCUUUGACCAUUUACCAUUCAUAUCGUCUGCAACCUGACAAAUUUUCAGUUCAUCAUAUCUUUGUUAAUAUGUAUGGAUGUGAACAGUUCGGGCUGUCAUUCCUUUUAGAGAUUCAACUUUCACAGUAGUUUGCAACGAAUUUAAAAUGCCUCAAAUGACAAUCAGUAAAGAAAUAGACAAACUAUACUAUAAAAGAUACCAGAAAAUGAACCUAUAUUAAGUCAUCCUAACUGAUGCCAUAUAUUUAAUCUAUGACAAAAUUGAGGGAUUCUCUUCCUUUAAGAAGAUCUUAGAGUAAUUGAUAUCAAUAUUCUUUUUAAUUUGUUGGAAUAUAGUUUUACUAGAGAGAGUUAAUGAUGGAGAGGGAUAGAAUUUAUAUUCAAAUAUUAAGUUUAUUGCUUUUUUUCAAAUGCGAAAAUUCUAAAUAAGAGUUAUCAAGCUUCCAACUAAUGUUUUUAUUUAGAACAUUCAAAUUAGUUGAUGUAUUUUGUAGGAGAUUUUUUUUUUUUUUAAUUUGUGAAAUAAUUCUGUGAUAACAGUAUUUUUCUGAGUUGAAUUACUUCGCUUCUCAGAAAAUGUAGCAAAUUUUGUUAAUUGUAUUAUAAAUAUCCAAAGUUAACUAAAGAUAAACAUGUACAUAGAUAUAAAAGCAUGUAGAAUAUUUCUAUCUUUAUUCUUUACGAGUAACUAUUAAUAAUAAUGGCUAUUCUGAUAUAACAUUAAUUUUAAUUAAAGCGUCUUUUUUCAAAACAAAAUAAAAAGUGUAUAUUUUCCCCCCAUCCCUAAUGGUAAGAACACUAAUGUAAGAUUGAAUUGAAUAUUUCUGAUAUUAUAAAAAUAUCAUUUGAAUAAAUUAGGAUAGAUAAUGAUUAAAGUUGUAAAACAUAUGAAUAUCUCAGUAUGUAAAUACAACUAUGAACAUUAAUUUAUGUAAAAUCACAUCUUUUGAUACCUUGAAAUUAAUUACUUUAUCAAUCAUAGUCAUUAAUUGUUCAUAAUUUUUGUGUGUGAUACGGCCAUUUGAUAUUUUGUGUAUUUAGUUCUCUAACUUGAGUAUUGUUUAUAUAAAAUGGAGGACAUUUUCAUUGUCCAUUUGUAUCCCGAUUAUUAUUUGACAUCAGUACAAAUAUAUAUACCAAAUCCUCUUUUUUAUGGAAAAAAGGACAAUUAACAAAUAAGGCGUAUAUAAUAUAUAUAUAUAUAUAUAUAUAUAUAUAUAUCACUCAAAUAACAUUAACAUUGUAAAUAUUCAGUUCUUUAUUUGUGGGACAUUGAUUGUGAACAUUGUUUGAGCAUUUUAAACAGACUUUAUUAGAAUAUACAUGUACUGAUGAGGACUAGUCAUAUUACUAUAGAAACCAGACCUUCCAUACAAUUCACCACAAUACUCAAGUCUUAUAGACUUACAAUCGUAGGUAAUUGUUAAAUAUUACCAUCCAGGAAGAGUUAUCUCCCGUUUCACAUGAUUUCAAGUUGUACACAUUGACAUACGUUGCUAAACUUGUACAUGAUUGUACAUUGGUAAUCUCCAGCCGGUGGUUGCUACUGACCUUUGAUUUAUACAAUAUUGUAUCUCAUCAUCGUAGGAUAUUCUUGUAUAUAAAGCACUAUAAUUGAAUUGAAUUUGUUUCCAAGAUGUUUCAAAGAGAGAUAACUUAUUUAAUGGAAACUACUCGAACAAAUGGGAAAUUGUAUUGGGUGUUCUUGAAUUGAUAACCCUAACAUACUUCCCUCUUACUGACACGAUCCACAAUGUUAGGCCUAUCAGAAGCACAAAAAUAUUUGUUAUUGGAACAAACUUUCUGCCAGAAGAUCCGGACAAAAUACUAUUUCAGCAGAACGCAUUGUAAAGAUUCAUGUUGAGCUUUAAGGUUGAUAUCAAUCUGACUUAGAACAAAUUCUUUUUAACAUAUAACAGAUUAUAAAAAUAGACAGCAUACCUAUAUAAUACAGAUGUUAUUUAUUUUGAUUUAAGUCUAUCCAUUCGGGGAUAUUGCAUGUAAUCAUAUAUUUAAAAACCAACACAUACAGGAUCAUACUUGAUUAUUAUAAAAUAACAGGUACAUGUAUUAAUUGUAAAUAUAAUUGUUGUUAUACACUGUAUGAUACAUGCACCUGAUACACAACACCUCAUUAAUACAUAAGCAUUGAUUUUGUUGAUCUCAUUGUUAGUAAAUUUAUUUUAAUUAUACCACAGCUAAUAAUUGAUUAGUCCUCAUCAGUUGGGAUUCUCAAUGUUGAUUAUAAGUACCUGUGGUAUGCCAAAUUGACAUUCUUUAGUUUUCAUGUUUUUUGUCUGAUAUGGCACACCAGAGGUUCGGAACAAAUCUGAAAACAACGGAAAUUGUUUAUAUGUGUAAUAUUGUGUUUUAAGCAUCACCUUAGAAUAACAAAUUUUAGAUUUUAAUUCUAAUUAAAUGUUUGUAUACUAUAGGUAUGCCUUACGUGCUUUAACUCUUUAUAUUUAAAAAUGUCUCGCAAUGAAGGUAUGCCAGCUAAAAGCUGGUAGGAAUUGACUAUAUUACAGAUAUAUGUAAUAGUAUGAAUUGUUUUAUCUGUGAAUGUUAUAUAUAGAAUGUAAUAUAUCUUCAAGUCUAAUCUGCUGUCAGUAGUUUAAGUUGAUGGUUAUAAAAUUUUCAUUACAUGCUUCUGUUGCAAAGUUGGCUAUUUGUAUUUAAUGUGGUUAAAAUAUUAUAAAGAUAAUUUAUUAAUUAAUUAGAUUCAUUAAAAUAUAUAAACAAUAUUGACUCAAAAAAUAAGAUUUCUAUCCGAAGAAGCUGAUUUAUUCAAUUUACUCAAAUUUUUAAAAAAAUAUUUAGGGAAACAAUUAUUUUCAAAAGAUGUAAAUAUGCUGUUUUCUAUCAUGUUGGUUAUUUUGGUUAAGUUGUCCGUGGGUCAUUCCAACCUGAGCGGCAAUUGCUGAUUGUGUGACUAGCUAUGUAUGUAUUAGGUGUAUGACAUCUUUAGUAAUAUCACUUCUGGUAAUUACAUUCAAAAGGAAAAAGUUCAAUUUUACGAUUAAUGUGCACAUUCCAGUGUGCCAAUCCUACAAUAUAGUAAUAAUGAGAAAUUUUAAGUACCAUAGGCAUACAUUUUACAUGCUUCAUGUUUUAAUAGAUCAUUUAAUUGCAGAAAUUCUUUUAAAAUUUAAAUACAUUGUAAAACAUUUGUGGUCACCUCCACAAGUUAUUUUUUAAUAACUCCAAUCCCGCCUAUGUAAUAAUGUUUCAUGUAGGAUGUUUGGUUAGUUAUUAUCAGAUUAUAUUGGCAUAACCUAGAACAUGUAGAAUGUAUGUAUGCUGUAUCUACUGAAUUGUUCCUUAAACAUUUGGGGAGAUAUAUUUUGUAAUAUGGUAUAAUAAUCUUGAAUAGUUUAUUUUAAACAUGACUAUAUAUGGUACUUGUAUGUGUGUUUAUUAUAUAUCUAUAUAUACACAUAGUACAUAUUUUAAUGUGUAGAAGAAUAUACACAUUUUCUACAUAUAGAAAGUAGUUUGUAUUCUGAAAGCUAGAUUUUUAUAUUGUAUAUGUUUGAAGUAUAUUGUGUUUUCCAUCCAAUAACUGUUCUUGUAAUGCUCAAAUAAACAUUCCUCUUCAGUCCCACAGAUUUA
Messenger RNA from Patella vulgata (common limpet), 4729 nucleotides. RefSeq names its product GTPase HRas. Gene Ontology annotation, molecular function: GDP binding; GTP binding; GTPase activity. NCBI's taxonomy places the organism in Eukaryota, Metazoa, Mollusca, Gastropoda, Patellidae. Gene Ontology annotation, cellular component: plasma membrane. The record is from RefSeq and is a predicted model, not a curated record. The coding region runs from base 209 to 763 and encodes 184 amino acids. Gene Ontology annotation, biological process: epidermal growth factor receptor signaling pathway; Ras protein signal transduction. The transcript is spliced from 8 exons.